Molecule: messenger RNA, 1362 nt
Organism: Marmota flaviventris (yellow-bellied marmot)
Lineage: Eukaryota; Metazoa; Chordata; Mammalia; Rodentia; Sciuridae
Product: carboxypeptidase A1
Biological process (GO): proteolysis
Molecular function (GO): metallocarboxypeptidase activity; zinc ion binding
Source: RefSeq, a predicted model, not a curated record
ACCUUUACGGCUGCAGCAUGAGGGGGCUGCUGGUUUUGAGUGUGCUGCUGGGAACUGUCUUUGGCCAUGAGGACUUUGUGGGGCACCAGGUGCUCCGAAUCUUUGCAGCUGACGAAGCCCAGGUGCAGAAGGUGAAGGAGCUGGAGGACCUGCAGCACCUGCAGCUGGACUUCUGGAAAGGCCCUACCUGGCCUGGCUCGCCCAUCGACAUCCGAGUGCCCUUUCACAGUCUCCAGGCUGUCAAAAUCUUCCUGGAGGCCCAAGACAUCAGGUACGAGAUCAUGAUCAAGGACCUGCAGUCACUGCUGGAUGAGGAACAGGAGCAGAUGUUCGCCUUCCGGGCCAAGGUCCAAUCUACCGACACCUUUAACUACGCCACCUACCACACCCUGGAGGAGAUCUAUAACUUCUUGGACCUGCUGGUGGCUGAGCACCCACAGCUUGUCAGCAAGAUCCAGAUUGGCAAAACCUAUGAAGAUCGACCCAUUUAUGUGCUGAAGUUCAGCACUGGAGGGAACAACCGUCCUGCCAUCUGGAUUGACACAGGCAUCCAUUCCCGGGAGUGGGUCACUCAGGCCAGCGGAGUCUGGUUUGCAAAGAAGAUCACUCAAGACUAUGGCCAGGACCCCGCUUUAACUAACAUUCUUAAUAAUAUGGACAUCUUCCUGGAGAUUGUUACCAACCCUGACGGUUUUGCUUUCACCCACAGCAAGAAUCGCAUGUGGCGCAAAACUCGAUCCCUCACAUCAAACUCCCUCUGUGUUGGUGUGGACGCCAACAGGAACUGGGACGCUGGCUUUGGGAAGGCUGGCUCCAGCAGCAAUCCCUGCUCCGACCAGUACCGAGGCAAGUUCCCCAACUCAGAAGUGGAGGUCCAGUCCAUUGUGAACUUUGUGAACCACCACGGGAACAUCAAGGCCUUCAUCUCCAUCCACAGCUACUCCCAGCUCCUCCUUUACCCCUAUGGCUACACAUCAGAACCAGCCCCUGACAAGGAAGAGCUGGAUAAACUGGCCAAGUCUGCUGUGACAGCUCUGUCCUCUCUGUACGGGACCAAAUACAAGUAUGGCAGCAUCAUCACAACAAUCUAUCAAGCCAGUGGAAGCACUGUUGACUGGACCUACAACCAGGGCAUCAAGUACUCCUUUACUUUCGAGCUCCGGGACAGUGGGCGCUAUGGCUUCUUGCUGCCAGCCUCUCAGAUCGUCCCUACUGCUCAGGAGACAUGGCUGGCGCUUAUGACCAUCAUGGAGUACACCCUGAAUCACCCCUACUGAACUGGCCCUUUGGCACCCUUCUCCCUCCUCUCUGGCCCCAUCCAAAUAAAGUUUGAGAAUACAAAGUGCAGAAUCUUGGGGCUUG